Mycotypha africana is the source of this 768-nucleotide messenger RNA. Its product is annotated as eukaryotic phosphomannomutase. NCBI's taxonomy places the organism in Eukaryota, Fungi, Mucoromycota, Mucoromycetes, Mucorales, Mycotyphaceae. Bases 1 to 768 code for a protein of 255 amino acids. Gene Ontology annotation, cellular component: cytosol. The record is from RefSeq and is a predicted model, not a curated record. Gene Ontology annotation, biological process: GDP-mannose biosynthetic process; mannose metabolic process; protein N-linked glycosylation. Gene Ontology annotation, molecular function: phosphomannomutase activity. The transcript has 4 exons.
AUGUCUUCUGCCGAUUUCUCUGACCGCGAGCACCCUGAUACUGUCGUCCUCUUUGAUGUAGACGGAACAUUGACUCCUGCUCGUGCUUUUGUUUCUGAUGAAAUGUUGCGAACUUUGAGGAACCUCCGCAAGAAGGCCGCUAUCGGUUUUGUUGGCGGUUCUGAUAUCAGCAAACAAUAUGAACAACUCGGUGAAACAAUUCUUGAAGAUUUCGAUUACUGUUUUGCUGAAAACGGUCUUACUGCUUAUCGUAAGGGCAAGGAAUUAGCUUCUCAGAGCUUCAUUCAAUGGAUCGGCGAAGAAGAAUAUACCAAGUUGGUUAACUUUUGUCUGCGCUAUAUUGCUGAUAUGGAAAUUCCUCAAAAGCGUGGUACUUUCAUUGAAUUCCGUAGAGGUAUGAUUAACGUCUCUCCUAUCGGCCGUAACUGUACUCGUGAGGAACGUAACAAUUUUGAAAAGUUUGAUCUUGAGCAUAAGCUUCGUGAAAAGUUCGUCGAAGCUCUCAAAAAGGAAUUCUCUCACUUAGCUUUGACUUUCUCUAUCGGCGGUCAAAUUUCAUUUGAUGUCUUCCCUACCGGUUGGGAUAAGACUUAUUGUUUACAGCAUGUAAAGAAGGAUGGAUUCACAAAGAUUCACUUCUUCGGUGAUAAGACCUUCAAGGGCGGCAACGAUUACGAGAUCUACGAACACCCUGAGGUUACCGGUCAUAGUGUCAAAUCUCCUGAAGACACCAUCCGUAUUCUCAAAGAACUUUUCCCUGGUAUUUAA